GAACCACAAUUCAGAACGCGUGUCUCAAUCGGACAGCAAAUACCGCAGCACGCCGCUGCCCACCCCUCCUUUUCCUGUGUCUGUGUUGUGUGUUUUUUUUUUUUUUUUUUUCCUUUAAAGUGGCUUCCGGAAGUCGGCUAGACCCUUGAUAAGGUUUGUUUCUUCAACGCUACGUGCCCGGGGAGAGGAGAGGAGGAAAGCUGGGAGGUGGGACAGAAAGAAAGAUAGGAAAUAAUAGAGAGAGAGAGAUCCUUUCUCAAAAUGGACAUCAACAGCUCUGCCUUUCCAGCCGGCGCAAAAAACACGCACAGCGACCUGGGAACACGAACUAAACAAAAGAUUCCUGGGAGCUCCAUGGAAUUCUACUUCUCGGAAUGCUGUGACCGGAAUGCCUCCACGGAAUCAGACUUCAGCGAGUUCAGCGAUCCCGACAGUCAGCCCAUCGACCUUUCCACGAAGAAGAGGAGCCCAAAACUGGGCAGCGCUGCACACCCCUCUGCAUCCCAGGCAGCCCCAACGAGGGGUCCCCUGUGCCUCAGACUGACUCUGGAAAAACGUGAAGGCAUCAGCGCGGCACCUCCUGCUGUGCAGGAGGAAGUACUGCAGGCUAGGAGCAAGAAAAUCGACUCAUUGAUUUUAAACAACUCAUCUGGCAGCUGCGCAGAUAACAGCAACGGCUUGAGAAUCGUGAAACUGUACAAAGCCGAGAGGAAAGAUGUGGGAGUGGAAAGGGAUAACCAAAGUCUGUGUGUCGCACGCUGGCUCAAAACUGAAGACCAGGAGGUUGAAAUCUCGGAGGUUCUGGGUGGUAAAGGUGACAUGGCGGAUUGCAUUAAGAGAGAGAGGGAGGAGGAGGGAGAAGGAGAGGGGCAGGCUGGGAGGAGCCCCUCCUCCGACUCAGACGCUUCCUGCGAAUCAGGAACAAGGGGGCCGGGAGGGGGCGGGGGUGUGCUGCUGAUCGACGACAAAGGCAUCCCGUACACAGUCACGCUGGCGGGAGAGCGCGUCUCUGAUUCUGAAGUGCCGGACCACACCUCGAACUCCGUGAAACUAACUAAGCGCGCUGCCAGAACGCCGCUGAUCCGUGGGAAAUCCACCGCGAAGCGGGAGGGCUUGGAAAUCCCAACGGACAGCGGGACCGGCAGAGCCCCCGAACUCCCCGGGACCCCGAUAACCGAACCUUCGACCCCACCAGUGAAACAGGAACCGGCUCCCGUCUCUCAGACAGCGACGGGCAGGACACAGACCCCGGAGCCUCUGAUCCCCCCCAGGCGCAUACUCUACUGUGAGGUCUGCUUCCGAGCCUUCUUCUACCUGUCCGAUCUGGAGCGGCACAGCAUCACACACUCGGAGAGCAAGCCGCACGCCUGCACGCAGUGCGGGAAGCGCUUCAAACGAUCGAGCCACCUGGAGCGGCACAAGCACAUCCACACGGGCCAGCGCAACUUCGCCUGCGCGGUGUGCGGGAAGCGGUUCCGCGAGGCUGGGGAGCUGCUGCGGCACCAGCGGGUCCACACCGGGGAGAAGCCGUACCAGUGCGAGGGCUGCAGGAUGAGAUUCGCAGAGCGCAACACACUGCGCAGGCACACGAAGCGCAAGCACGCCCGCGAGGGAUUGUACAUGCAGGGGGCAGGGACCCCGGACAAUAAGGACUGGUACUCCAGCUCUGGGCUGGGGGAGGAAGAGAGGGAGGAGGAGGGGGAGGUGGGCUCUUGAGAGAGCAAGGAGCUUUUAAAAUUUUUUAAAUGUUGAUUUGACGACAGUAUGCCCCCUUCGUUGAUGGAUUUGUAAUAAGUUAUUUUGUACAGCCGACACUGUCUCUUCUAUCAGUUAGUAUGUCCAGUUGACCCUAGGGAUGCUGGGAGCUGCAGUUCUUUGUAUUGUGGCAGUUCAGAUAGCUGCAGUAUAAAGAUAUAUGGGUACACAUACACUAGAAAUGCUGCUUGAGACCGAAUCAGAAUAAAAACCACAGCUCCCAGCAUGCCCCAGCACUAUCAGUAACAGUGAGGGAUGCUGGGAGGUGUAGUUCUUGAUGCUGUGACAGUAUAAUAUGAUGAUUGAGUUUACACUUUCCCCCUCAUAGACCCCAGUGUUAGAUGUUAAAGCCAGGCUGCCCUGUAGCCAAGUUUCAAGAGCAAGGCUACAGGAAAGAGCUGCAGACAAUAAGCAGGAGAUAUUAUACCUCCCCAUUGAAACCUAUUAGCAGCAAGUACACUUUGCUCAGAGUGAAGAUCUCACACUCACAAUGUCAUGACAAGCAUUCAAAACGCUUAAACCACAACAGGAUUCAGUGCAUAGAGAUAGUACUUGAAAGCUACAAGUUCCGUAUAAACAGAUUAAGUUUUUUUAAACGGAUUUAGAUUUAAUGGCUUAUAAUUAGGGCUGUAUUUUUUUCACUGUAAAAAAUGUCUAAAAAUAGGUAUUUCAAGUUUUAAAAAAUAGCGUUGUCACAUUUCAAAAAUUCAUAAUUUUCUUUAGAGUUAAUAUUUGACAGACGUUCCUAAAUGUUUAAAUGCUCACCUGAAAAACAGUAAAUGCUAAAUUGUAGAAUAUUUAGUUUAUGUCCACCUUUUAAAGACGUUCUGUGUUCACCAUCAGUGAAUAAAAACAUAAUUAAAUGUAAAUCUAACAACAGACACGUGAAUUGUUCCACACUUACACCGGACAGAGCGAUCUUUUGCAGAAAUAUUUCCGAUCUUUGGUGCAGCUGGUGUCUUUCUCGUUGAAGUCAUUUUAAAGAAGUCGUGCAGCUCUAUGCAGUGCAUGUUCAGUCAUUUGCCAGGUUCCUAAAUGCAGCGUAACAGGCAGUGCAUUAAUAAAGAGAACGUUUGCUGUAUUUAUUUUUAAGUGAUAAAACAUAUGCCUGUUUACACUGUUCUUUCAGAAAUGGGUAGUUUCACAAGGAACUACAUAUUACACAGCAAUGAUAACCCUGAAAAAGGUAAACCUCACUUCUGAUAUGUUUCAAAGAGUUGGGUGUGGCAUUCUCUUGUACUCUUUGUAUGACAGACCCUCCCUGACACAGCAAAGAGCGCAUGAGAAUGAAACACUCUCUCAACACUCAGAAACAUAUUAUAAGAGACACCCGACACACCACAGAUUAGCUGAUAUAAAACGGAGGUAAAGGGAGAGAGGAGAGGGAGGGUCUGUCGUGCAAGAGAAUGAAACACACUCUGUACGUGAUUAGAAGGAGACACCCAACACUACAAUACUGGGGCAUGUUGUCAGCUCGAAUUCUUUAGACAUAAAAGUUUCAUUUUUAGAUUUUAAAAAGCCCUGAUUGGCAGUUCACACAGUUUCCAGUGAUUGAUUAUCCACAAAAAAAAAAGGAUCAUGAUAAUCACAGCGAUCUUAAAUCAUGCUUUAAAAAAGAGCCCUACCCAGGGUUUCAAAAUCCAUUCUCUUACUAGCUUAUUAGCUUUAUGAGCAUUAUCACUGCGCCUCCCUUUAAAGGAGGGCUCACCAUGUAGUUGCCUGCUGUGUAAUUUGCGUAACACAGGCUGGAUCAGCCAAAGUGUCUUUACAUGAGUGCAGAUCCGGAGCACUGCCAGCAAAGCAAGGGAACACCCUGAGGGGCAGUCCACCAGAUGGCGCUGGCUCUCUCUUAUAUAGAGAUCUACCUGCUGUGCUGCAUGGCCCUGGCAGCAGCUCCUGAACUCACAGUUAAAGCAGCACAGACUACAAAUAACGUAAAUAAACACAGCGUUUGAGUGGUUGCAGUGUAAAGAAGCACUCUGAAUGACUGCAUACAUCAUCAGGGGUGAUAUAAAAAGUAUUGAAAUGGCCAUUUGCAGCUGUAAGUACAGUUUCGUUCAGUGGAGCGUCAAUUAUCCAGACUAACUGCAACCGAUGUCAGUUCAGAUGUUCACAUUGAUUGGUUAAUCAAAUCAUAUAUUUAAUAAAACAAUUUAUAAUCUUGCAGCACAUGUGUAGCAAAUCCCCCUGGAUUACUCUACAGUGCCAUGCAAUCUGAAUAUAUGCACUGCUGUACUAAUUUAGAGCACAUGGGCACUGUAGAUCUGAGCAACACUGAACAAAAUGAACACAAGUGACCCAAAUGAGCAUUCUGAUGACUGAACAGCUGGGAUGAUUGGCUCUCCACAGUAUUGUACAGAGUCGUUCUGAUGUUUGGCUCUCCACUGUAUUGUACAGAGUCGUUCUGAUGAUUGGCUCUCCACAGUAUUGUACAGAGUCGUUCUGAUGAUUGGCUCUCCACUGUAUUGUACAGAGUCGUUCUGAUGAUUGGCUCUCCACUGUAUUGUACAGAGUCGUUCUGAUGAUUGGCUCUCCACUGUAUUGUACAGAGUCGUUCUGAUGAUUGGCUCUCCACUGUAUUGUACAGAGUCGUUCUGAUGAUUGGCUCUCCACUGUAUUGUACAGAGUCGUUCUGAUGAUUGGCUCUCCACAGUAUUGUACAGAGUCGUUCUGAUGAUUGGCUCUCCACAGUAUUGUACAGAGUCGUUCUGAUGAUUGGCUCUCCACAGUAUUGUACAGAGUCGUUCUGAUGAUUGGCUCUCCACAGUAUUGUACAGAAUCGUUCCAAUAAUUGGCUCUCCACUGUAUUGUACAGAGUCGUUCUGAUGAUUGGCUCUCCACUGUAUUGUCGUUACCCUCCCUCCUUCCUCCCCAACGCAGUAUAACUGAAGACUGACUUUUAUAAGACUUUUAAGAACAUUUUGUUCAUGUAUAUUUUUGUUUGUUCUGCUAAAACAACACACACUGGCCUGGCCUCUGCCUGCCUGCCUGAUCGGGUUUGGUGUUGUCCUGGUGUGGUUCAUGUUCUUUUGCUAUACCAUGGGUCCCUCUAUUACGCUGGAGGGCUGAACGAACACUAAGCAUUGCUGCGGACCCCCAACACUGCUGAACCCCGACUUUCAAGAUGAUAACGCCCCUGUCCGCCGUGCCAGGAUUGUGAUCGGUUUGAGGAGCGCGACAGAGAGACUUUGGGCAUCUUCCACGGCCACCACAAUGAUCUCGACCCGUCUGAACGACUCGUCAUCACGACCCCCUGCCUGCCUCUGUGCGCUCAGGAUUAAUGAGGGAGCGGAUCCACAGAGACACCUUCCAACACCUUGUGGAGUCGAGGUCACAUCAAGGCUGAGAUCAAACAGUGACCCUAUAGCAGGGACAGGUCCUAACGAAGUGACUGGGCUGUUUAUUAUACAAAUAUGAAAGAAAAAAAGAACAAAAGACUCACUGGAGUGCCGAGACCAAACUCUAAAGAUGGACAAAUAUAGAAAAUUAAUAAAAUGGUGCCAUUGUCAUGUUUUAAAAAUGAUAUGCUGUAACAAAUCAUGGCUACAUUAAAACAAACUGAGAUGCAAUUGUACUUGAGUAGAUAUGAAUUUUAAAAAGUGUUAAAAAAUCCAUCAUUUAAACACUACACUGCUAACCAAGGUUUUUAAAUCCAUUCCCUAACCUCUUAAUAGUUGUAUUAACAUUAUCACUGGUCCCUUUCUUUAAAGGAGCGCUGACCAAUUUUUAAAAUCCACUCUCUUACCUCUCAUUAGCUUUAUUACAUGAUCACUGCCCCCUUCAAAGGAGUGCUGACCAUCUUUAAAAAAAACAUCUUAAAUCAUCACUGGUGUUUCACAGAUCCGUUGUUUCUUUGUUUCUAUUUUCUACUUCAAUUUGAAAUUGUAAUGCUGUCAUCGUCCAUAACUUCACCCAAUCAGAAACUCAGUGUUAUACUUUUGUUGAUUUAGUAUGUCACGAAUUGAUAUGAACUUUAAAAAGCAGCAUUUAGAUAAAGAUAUGAAGAACCUAUUGCUAUUAUUAUUCUAGACGACAUGAAUUUCACCACCAUUUAGCAUUUCAAAAUUGGAAUUUAUGAAAUAGUAUCUUAAUACGAAACUGGCUCCAUUUUGGCUCCGGAGCAUAGUCGCCGUUUAGCCAAAGGAAUGCAAUUUCGUUAUAAUAGCGUGAGCCGCACACACACGGAUUCAAUAACGUGUCUGCCGACACUAAGUCCAACCCCUCGCAUGCCCGCGCCUUUAAGGUGGUCCUAACAAAACAUGUCGGAGACUGUGUCAGACAAAGCCUGUCCAAAAUCCGGAUGGGGAUGCAGACCCAGCCGAACCGGCACCGAGCCAAACUGAACCGAACCAGAAGCGUUCGUGAAAGGU
Molecule: messenger RNA, 6125 nt
Organism: Acipenser ruthenus (sterlet)
Lineage: Eukaryota; Metazoa; Chordata; Actinopteri; Acipenseriformes; Acipenseridae
Product: zinc finger and BTB domain-containing protein 14
Exons: 2
Coding region: 262-1716 (484 amino acids)
Cellular component (GO): nucleus
Source: RefSeq, a predicted model, not a curated record